AUGGCGGUGAACAACUGCCCGUCGAAGCCGCACCCGCAAGGCCAGAGCUGCGUGCUGCCGUGGCUGGGUCGCUUCUCCUUCGAGCCGCUUAAUAUCAACCCUCUCUUCGGACCGACCGCCUUAACGCUUCAGGAGAUGGGCGCGCUGAACAGUAACCUGGUUACCAACUACCACCAGGGCUGGCGGCUGGUAACGGCCAUGUGGUUACACGGCGGCAUGGUGCAUCUCGUGUGUAACCUCCUCGGCAUCGCCUUCCUUCUCAACCGCCUCGAGAAGGAGUUCGGGCUGUGGCGACCAACGGUCAUCUACCUUCUCAGUGGCGUCUUUGCGGCUGUCUUCUCCUGCCUCUUCCUCGACACACAGAUCAGCGUGGGUGCAUCUGGAGCGUUGUUUGGGCUGGUGGGUGCGUGCCUGUCGGAGCUGCUGAUCAACUGGAAGCUCUACGACAAUCGGUUCUCAGCCCUGAUGACGCUGCUCAUCCUCAUAGCCAUCAAUCUCGCCAUCGGCCUCAUGCCCUACAUUGACAAUUUCGCCCACAUAGGCGGCUGCAUCGCCGGCUUCUUCCUCGGCUUCGCUCUGCUGCUCAAACCUCAACACGGCUUCAUUGACCUCCGAGACAGCUCUGGCGUGGCGGCGGCGACGGCGAUUGCGGUGGCGGGGAGGGAUCCCGUGACUAAGGAGCAUUCGACCUGCCAGGUCUACACGCGGAUUCUCUCCGGGAUAAUCUUCAUGGCUCUCUUCUCGCUCUGCAUGGCGGUGCUAUUCACCAAGGGCAACGUGGCAGGGGACUGCACGUGGUGUCGCUACAUGUCGUGUGUGCCCACGCCCUGGUGGACCUGCGACCCCAAUGCCCCCGGCACGCAGGGCCAAGGGCCUGUUUGCCAGGUCCGUUCCUAUCAAAAUGGCACUGCAGUGGUGGUGAGUCUGUGGCACGUGGACAACGCGUUCCACCUCCUCAACAACAACCUGCUCCCAGCACUGCUGCACCUCCUGGAGAUGGGCGUGCUCCCCCGCGUGCCAGUACCGCCACGCACUGCUGCUGCCUCUGACCGCCUGAGUGCAGCUGGUGAUGGCAGUGGCGCCGGAGGGAGUGAUAGUUGGAACAGCAGCAGCAGUGGCAGUGGCAGUGACAUUGGCAGUGGCAGUGGCAGUGGCAGUAGUGCUGGUGCGAGUUACGGUGGUGCAAGAAGCAGCGGUAAUGGGCGGAGCAGAAAAGGGCUGACUGGCUGGCAUGGGUCGUCUUCUCUUGGCUCGUCCGCUAAUCGCUUCUUACAGCGCGUGCAAGAGAGGCUUGCAGAAACCAUGGAAAAACACACAAGUAGCGGAGGAGGUGGCAGCAUGAAGGAUCGUCUCCUGGGGCAGGACAGAGGAGUCAGGAAAUCGGGUCUACUGGAGGGGAGAGAAGGGGCCGAAUGGGGGCAGGACGAGGAGGAGGGGUUGCGUGUGUGCAUGCUAUUCUACCUUGGGGAUGAGAGGCUCAACCAGUAUCCCUCAUCAGCCGUGGCGAUUCUAUGGAGAAUAUUCCAAUGCAGGAUUCGGCUGAGCGACACCCAGGGUUUGAGUCGGCGAAUCUGCUUCCGCCACCUGGCGUAUGGGCAGCGUGGAGCAUUCCCUUUUUACAACAGCUCCUCCUCUCUCCCUGGCUUUGAUCAGUUCCCUGCUGUCAUCGCAACCUAUCGCUCCCUCGCCUUCUCCCUCUUCAACAUUUUUCCAGCUGCCCGAGCUGUGGUUCCAGGGCCUCACGGCCAAUCGGAAGCUAGGGAUGGUACCCCAAGAAGGACCUUGGAGUUUCCCUCUGUUGGGCCCUUGAAGGCCGAGAGUAGCAGCUUGGCAGUUCAAGGGCCAAAGGUAGCGUCAGUGGGAGGAAAGGGACAAUUGGUUGGGAAUUCAGGUAGUGAAGAACUAUCAGUGAUGGCAGAUGCUGGGAGCCUCACUGGAGCACACAUGUCAGACCAGCACCAGCAGCGGAAGCAGCAGCAGCAGCAUGCCUCUCUGCCUGUCCCAGGCAUAUACUCCAACGGUCCGAUCGUGGUGUAUUUCCCUCGGAGCUCAGCUUUCGGCGACGAUCGUUACAUCACAUUCAUCGAUCCCUGGGUGGAAGCCAUGGGUCGCAACGGCUUCCAUUGUGUCGUGCCCUGCUGUGACUUCUCACACGAGCCUGUUGAGAAACACUUGGCUCUUUUCGCCGCGGCUCAUAUAAUGGUGGGUUUGCAUGGAGCAGGCCUCACAAACGCCUUAUACAUGUCGCCAGGGCGGCUCUUAGUGGAGUGGCAGGAUGAGUUUGCGUUGGGCACUGGGGGUAAGGAUCGGGAGCUGUUGUUUCACUGGGUGGCCAAGCAUUCAGGUUUGAGGUAUAUGGUGGAAGAUGUGAGGCAACUGCAUGUUACUGGGCACGGCAUUGUGAUAAAUAGGGAAUGGGCAACCCGUUCUGCUGCACGUAUUGUAGAAGAAUGGCGUAUGCUGAUGUUGGAUACAUGA
This is a messenger RNA of Closterium sp. Naga37s-1, 2478 nucleotides long. Lineage: Eukaryota; Viridiplantae; Streptophyta; Zygnematophyceae; Desmidiales; Closteriaceae. The record is from the annotation of a GenBank genome assembly.